AUGUUACUGAUCUCCAGCGUUAUGCGUAACCCUCGCAACGUUCGUGAAUACGACGUGGUGGUUUUCCAUUGUAAAGAAAAGCAAGAUAAUGAUGUUGUUGAUGAUGAUGUCGAUGAUUAUGAUGUUGACGAUGGCGAUGAUGAUGAUUAUGGUGAUGGUGGAGACAAUAAUGAUAAAGAUGAUGGUAAUAGUGACAACAAUACUGAUGAUUACGGUGAUGAUGAUGACGAUGAUGGACGAUAA
Angiostrongylus costaricensis is the source of this 243-nucleotide messenger RNA. NCBI's taxonomy places the organism in Eukaryota, Metazoa, Nematoda, Chromadorea, Rhabditida, Metastrongylidae. The record is from the annotation of a GenBank genome assembly.